Penicillium olsonii is the source of this 993-nucleotide messenger RNA. The record is from the annotation of a GenBank genome assembly. Lineage: Eukaryota; Fungi; Ascomycota; Eurotiomycetes; Eurotiales; Aspergillaceae.
AUGAACCUGGUUUCUUUUCUUCUGGGACUGUUCGGCUUCAUCGCCACCGUUGGAGCAAUCCCUCGUCCUCUCAAUACUCGAGCCAAUGGUGCUCAGAAUGUAGCCUAUUGGGGCCAAGAUGGCCACGUCCGCGAUCUGUCUACUUACUGUACCCCUUCUUCUGGCAUCGAUAUUGUCGUACUCUCCUUCCUUUACGAGUUUGGCAAUGGCAAAACCAUUGCAUCUGGCACAAUCGGAACUCAGUGCUACAUUUCCCCUGACGGCGCCCCACAAAACUGCCAGGGUCUAGCUUCCGCCAUCGAGACCUGCAAAUCGAACGGCAUCAAAGUCAUCUUAUCCCUUGGUGGCGCUUCAGGCUCAUACUCAUUAUCCUCCGCAUCAGAAGCACAAGCAAUUGGUCAAAAUCUAUGGGAGGCCUAUGGAAAUACUGGUGGAACGCCAAAUGUCCCAAGACCUUUUGGAUCAACCUUUGUCAACGGAUGGGACCUAGAUAUCGAAGCUUGGGCUGGCAACAAUUACUACCAAUACCUCGUUUCUACAUUGCGGUCUAACUUUGCUUCAGACUAUGCCAACAAGUACUACAUCACAGGUGGUCCGCAAUGCCCGAUACCCGAGCCCUUCAUGCAAGUGAUCAUCAACAACUCGGUUUUCGACUACCUCUGGGUACAGUUCUACAACAAUCCAUACUGCUCGAAUGGAGGAAAUAUUAAUUUCGAUGAUUGGGUUCGCAAUAUUGCUGGCACUCCAUCCUCGAAUGCGAAGAUCUUCCUUGGAGUGCCUGCUUCAACUCUUGCAUCCACCGGUACUAUGAGCGGUGCGCGUUAUUACCUUGAUCCUAACUCAUUGGCGAAUCUUGUUCGGCAACAUGAAGGAAGCCCUGCGUUUGGUGGGAUUAUGAUGUGGUCUGCUGGGUGGUCGGAUACAAACGUGAUCAAUGGAUGCACUUAUGCCCAGCAAGCUAAGCGUAUUUUGACGACGGGUUCCCCUUGCUGA